AUCAAAUGUAAAUAUAUAAUAUAAAAUUUUAUACAAACUACUUAAGAUAAGAAAUAUAGUGUGAUGUAGAAUGAUAUUAAAGAUGGAUACUGGAUAUUCAAAUGAUGAUUCUGAAACUUGGGAGGAUUUCUUUGGUAGUUCUGUAGAAAUAAAAGGAUCCAUAUUAAAAUUGUGCAACAUACCUACACCUGCAAGAAAACCAUUCAAGAAUCUUAAUGUUUUAUCACCAAAUGUUCAAAGAAUUUUGGCACACUCCGAUUGCAUAUCAGACCCACCAUCACCGACAGAAAAUCAAUCACAAUUUAUGAUAAAAAGUAAGUUACCUGUAAGAAAAGCUAAAAGUCAUCACAACUUUCCUUUGUCCGGUGUUGUAAGUAAAAUAUCACAAAGCAGUAAUGAUUUACAAAUACACACAGAAUCACAUACAGAUAAUUUAGAAGAUACAACUAGUGUUAAAAGUCAUUUAUUUACAUUACAUCAAAAUAUGGCUGACAAUGAUAUGGAAAGCAUUUCUGAGACAACAUCAGUAGCUGAUAUCAGUUUAACAUCGACAAUAUCAGAUUGUAGUAACAGUCAGAACAUUCACCCAUUUGCAGACAAGAGUCAAAUCCAACAGGCUUACGCUUUGUUAGACCUUUAUCAACUUGUUCUACUGAUUCAAGCAGUAGUAAGUACUAGUACAAACAAUAAUCGAGGCGGUUCACAAUAUUUGGCUUCUAUAGAAAGUUUAGCUGAUCACAGUGAUCAAGAUCGAAUGUAUGAAAAUCGAUCAACUCUUUCUGUUGGUGAAAAGUUUGUUUAG
Messenger RNA from Ctenocephalides felis (cat flea), 802 nucleotides. RefSeq lists its product as uncharacterized. Lineage: Eukaryota; Metazoa; Arthropoda; Insecta; Siphonaptera; Pulicidae. Bases 71 to 802 code for a protein of 243 amino acids. The transcript is spliced from 6 exons. The record is from RefSeq and is a predicted model, not a curated record.